CCAGUAUCUGCAUGUUUUUCCUGUUUGGACACACCUCCUGGUCAUUGUCAAAGCUGCAUUAGCGCAGAACAGCUGUGCAAUGCCAGGUAUGCUAGCAAUGACAACACCUGAGGACAUUUAGAAGCAACAGUGUCUUUUACACUCGCCCAGAUGGCACCAGGACAACAGGAACAAAACCAACUUCAUGAAAAUGAAAGUUACAGUGACUGGAUGUCCCGACUACCUCCAGAUAAACACAACACAGUGCUGUGGCAUCUAGUCAUACCGGGCAGCCAUGACUCAAUGAGCUAUGAUCUGGACAUUAAUAGUUCCAUUAUAGAGCCCGCCCUGCUGAAAAAAUACAGCCGUCUGCGCUGUGUCCGCUCUAUAAUGAGGAGGUGGGCAAAGACACAGGAGGCCAAUAUCGUAGAGCAGUUGAACGCAGGGGCUCGUUACUUUGACUUAAGGAUCGCUCGCAAAGAAAAUGAUCCCGACCCCGACAGGCUGUACUUCUACCACGGGCUGCUCACACGCACAGAUGUGGAGACUGCUCUCAGGACUAUAAAGGAGUGGGCAGAGGAGCACCCCAGAGAAGUCCUCAUCCUCUCUCUGUCCCACUUUAAAGGAUUUGGCAGUAACUCAGGACACCUCCACAACCAUCUCACCAACUUCAUCAAGAACCUGUUCGGCUCCAAACUGGUCCCCAAACCUAUGAGAAAUGAAGACAUGCCAACGUUGCAGAGGUGCUGGGACCAUAAGCAAAAUGUGAUUGUUUCUUAUGACCACCGUGAAGCCACCAGUCAGCCCGUGUUCUGGUUCAAAAUCAGGUACUUCUACGGGGACGGCAUGGAUACGAACAAAGUGGAGGAAAUUCUCACAAGGGAUCUCAAAGUUGCCUCUCAAGCUUAUUUCUAUGUGUGCGGUCUGAACCUGACUUUACCAGAGAACGCAGGAGCUCUCAAGUACAUUCUGAGAUGGAGAAGUCUGGCCUCUUCCAUACGGCACAGUCUACCAAAGCUGCUGAGGUGGCUCCAAAUACAAGCUGCCAGGACACCUGUCAAUAUAGUGGCUUCAGACUUAGUGACAGAGCCCAAUGUGGUCGCGACCAUUGUCAGUCUGAACAAAACCGCUGUGUGUUGAGAACUGUUUUAGAAA
Molecule: messenger RNA, 1134 nt
Organism: Boleophthalmus pectinirostris (great blue-spotted mudskipper)
Lineage: Eukaryota; Metazoa; Chordata; Actinopteri; Gobiiformes; Gobiidae
Product: PI-PLC X domain-containing protein 1-like
Exons: 7
Coding region: 151-1119 (322 amino acids)
Biological process (GO): lipid metabolic process
Molecular function (GO): phosphoric diester hydrolase activity
Source: RefSeq, a predicted model, not a curated record